Molecule: messenger RNA, 1167 nt
Organism: Cavenderia fasciculata
Lineage: Eukaryota; Evosea; Eumycetozoa; Acytosteliales; Cavenderiaceae
Exons: 5
Coding region: 1-1167 (388 amino acids)
Source: RefSeq, a predicted model, not a curated record
AUGUCAAUUGAAGAGACACAAGAUAUAAUUUAUGUAAAUACAAAUGAUAGCAAGACAAUCGAAUCAUUUUUGGUCCGAUUGAGAAUACUCUAUCAUCAAAUGACACCGAUUCAAAAGAUGAUGGAUAUCUUGCACACUGAAUAUCCUAGCAUGUUUACCUCUCUAAAAGAUAUCAUCAUCACUGAUGAAAUGCAACACUACAUCACCCAUGAAAUAGUAACUCAUAGCAACCGACCAACCAAACCUUAUUGUUCAAAAUUCAUUAGAACCAUCAUGGAUACAUUAGAUAAGAAUGAUACUGAGAUAAAUGAAGAAUUACUUGAAAAGUUUAUGUCAAAUAUGAAUAUGUCUGGAAACAACAAUAAUAAUAACAAUAAUAAUAAUAAUAAUAAUAAUGAUGAUACAAAAGAAUAUUGUUUUAAAUCAUAUUUGAUGGAUGGUAGAUGGAUGACACUCAAGAAUCAAUUACAAUAUAAUUUGGUUGGUAUGACUACUUGGGGAGCUUCCUAUUUCUUGGCUGAUUUUAUGUUGUCUAAUCGUCGACUAUUCGACCAAAAGAGUGUCUUGGAGUUGGGAAGUGGGACGGGUGUGAUUGGUUUGGCACUAGACUGCUUGUCACCUUCACAAGUCAUGCUAACCGAUUAUUCUCCAUUUGUAUUGACCAAUUUAAAGGAAAACAUGGAUUUGAAUGUAUCAGAGACAACAACAACAAGAAAACAUAAAUGUACAAUUGGAAUAUUGGAUUGGGAGAGUGAGAUUACAGACAAGGAAUACGAGAGAUUGGGAGACCCUCAAGUGAUCGUUGGUGCAGAUGUUGUCUAUGACCCAUUCCUUUGUAAACACCUUGUAUCCGUAUUACACCAAUUGUGCACACGAUAUCGCAACACGGUUGCCUAUAUUGCAUCGACUAUUCGAAACAUUGACACCUUUACAGUAUUCCAAAAAGAGUUGGAGCUCUUUAAAUUCACUACUGUCGACAUUACAAAUGACUGUUCACUCGUCAAACCUUCACCUUUUAUUUAUGAUCCAAAUUCAACAAUAGAAGACAAUUGGAAUAUUCAAAGAAGUAGAAGAGGAGUGGUAGAACGUAGUCGUAGUCGUGACACAUAUAGACAAUUAUUGAUUAUUUCAAUAUCAUUCAAUUCAAAUACAACAUCAACUAAAUAA